Coregonus clupeaformis (lake whitefish) is the source of this 2379-nucleotide messenger RNA. It is a transcript of the gene tpst2, whose product is annotated as tyrosylprotein sulfotransferase 2. The record is from RefSeq and is a predicted model, not a curated record. The coding region runs from base 826 to 1899 and encodes 357 amino acids. Gene Ontology annotation, molecular function: protein-tyrosine sulfotransferase activity. Gene Ontology annotation, biological process: peptidyl-tyrosine sulfation. Lineage: Eukaryota; Metazoa; Chordata; Actinopteri; Salmoniformes; Salmonidae. The transcript has 7 exons. Gene Ontology annotation, cellular component: Golgi apparatus.
AUUCUCUCUCUCUUUCUUUUAUGUAAAUGUUUUAUAACAGAUUGUGUAUUUUGUUUGCCUUUUGUUGCUUGUUUGUCUCUUUCAACCGUCGUCCCUUUCUCACCCUGUCCCCUCCACCUUCCCUCUCUCUCCCUUUAUCUCUCUGUAGGUUGGUGUAUCUGCAUAUCUGUGUUAUAUUUAUUACCGUGAUUACUGGAGUGACAGCAAAGGUUCUAGAAUGCCUGAUAAGACUAUAUGAAGUUUGCAUUUCAUAUUUACUGAGACAGGCACUGACUUGGUGAAUAAUAAUAUAGAUGUAACUGAUGCAACACAGAACGUGUCCAGACAAGAGGUUUGUUUGAAUCCCCUGCAUUACCCUUAUCUUUGAUAUUUGCAUCAUGAACUCCAAACAAAGUUUUCCAUCUACACCAUAAAAAUAUUUUACCUGUGCAGGAAUAGGCCCUGGGUGUGUUGUAGUAAGAUUUCUGUAGUAAAACAAAAACCCUUUCCAGGUUGUUGCGGAGAUACAGCAUGAGGAGGAAGUGGGCAUUUUUUUAGGAACCUGCCAGACUAGUUCCUCUCAGAUAAACACUCCAGUGUUCUGCAGUGCUCCCAGAAGAGAGAGAGUUUUUAUGCAUUGAAUAUGAAAUGUACAAUUUCCUGUCCGUCUUGUUUCUCUCCCUCUAUUCCAGAAAGUACCUCUCUACCUUUAUUUCACCAAGGUCAGUCUCACUGAAACUUAAAAUCUGUUCUACAAGAAAAACCUGGUAAAAAUAGCAGCACACACAGUUGGCCUACUGCCUAUGACCAAGAGACCAUGACCAAGCACAACCAUUUCCAUCAGUGAUGCGUGUGUCAGUACGGAAGGGGUUAAAAGGGCUCCUGAUCCUGGGUGGACUCUACACCCUGACCCAGUUCCUGCGUUUCUGUCUGCCUUGCCGGCAGCCAUCCCAGGGUGCGGGCGAACCUGUGACCGUGCUGGUCCGGGACGGGUGGAGGGUCAGUGCUGACGUUCCCCUGGUGUUUGUGGGAGGGGUGCCUCGCUCCGGGACCACCCUGAUGAGGGUCAUGCUGGAUGCCCACCCUGCGGUGCGGUGUGGGGAGGAGACGAGGGUCGUGCCCAGGCUGCUGGGCCUAAAGCUGGGCUGGGCUCCUGAGAAGGAGGGGGUCAGUACCAAGGUCCUGGACCGAGCAGUCACUGCCUUCCUCCUUCAGAUCAUAGCAGGACACGGGGAGCCAGCACCUCUACUCUGCAAUAAAGAUCCCUUUACUCUGAAGAGCGCUAAGUACCUCGCUCAUCUCUUCCCCAACUCUAAGUUCCUGUUGAUGCUGAGAGAUGGCAGAGCGGCAGUGUACUCUAUGAUUUCGCGUCGUGUGACGAUUGGUGGCUUUGACCUCUCCAGCUAUAGGGACUGCCUGGCCAAGUGGAGCAGAGCCACACAGGCCAUGCUGACACAGUGCACUCAGGUGGGCAGUAAGAGGUGCCUGGCUGUGAGUUAUGAGAGGCUGGUGCUCCACCCUCGCUCCACCCUGCAGACAGUGCUAAAGUUCCUGGGUCUGCCAUGGCACGAGGGGGUUCUGCACCACGAAGAGGCUAUAGGAAGACCUGGAGGAGUCUCACUGUCAAAAACGGAACGGUCCACAGACCAGGUGAUGAGGCCAGUGAACUUAGAGGCUCUGACUCGGUGGGUAGGUCACAUCCCCCCAGACGUAAUGGCAGACAUGGACGCUAUCGCCCCCAUGCUAGGGAGACUAGGCUACGACCCCAGAGCAAACCCACCGAACUACGGACAGCCUGACCCACAGGUCCUCAACAACACACAAAGGGUUUUGAGGGGAGACUUUAAAACUCCUGUAGCAGGCCUACAUCUGAAAGGACGGCCCCUGACGUCCAUGAAAGGUUCACAGACAGAGAGGUGACAGGGUCAGCGCCUGGAACAAUGGUCACCCCUGACAUAUAACCCCUGAUUAUCCUCUCAGGGAAGACAACAGCAUCAACCAAAAGGCUGGUGGCUAAGCAUCAAGCACAGUCACAGGGCAUUACCAUUCAUGUUCUCUAGACCUCAUUGAUCUGAAAAAGUGAUGUGCAAUGGAGAAAAGUAUAUGACAUUGUUUUUUUUACAUUUAAAAAAUGUAUUUACUUACUUGAAUAGGUUCUCUCACUGCCUCCGUUUUUUGGGGUCCUUACAAAAACAAAAUAAUGGACAAUCUUCACUAUAUUUUUGGUGGUAUCAAAGUGCAGCCAGCAGCCAUAUGGAUGAACGGAGACAAGGGAAAAAAUGUGCUCUUUUGGAAUCCGAGAAUGAAAACACUUACACACUCAUCUCUAACAUGUAGGCUCAGCAUUCCUGAACAGUCCCAUUACAAGUCAGAAUGUUGAAUAAACUUAUUUUUAAUUUA